Messenger RNA from Cyphellophora europaea CBS 101466, 1530 nucleotides. RefSeq lists its product as uncharacterized. The coding region runs from base 1 to 1530 and encodes 509 amino acids. Gene Ontology annotation, biological process: transmembrane transport; carboxylic acid transport. The transcript is spliced from 8 exons. Gene Ontology annotation, cellular component: plasma membrane. NCBI's taxonomy places the organism in Eukaryota, Fungi, Ascomycota, Eurotiomycetes, Chaetothyriales, Cyphellophoraceae. Gene Ontology annotation, molecular function: carboxylic acid transmembrane transporter activity. The record is from RefSeq and is a predicted model, not a curated record.
AUGGCUGAUGAGAAGAACCCACGAGAUACUGCCGUUUCCAGUGACGACGAUGCAGCUCAGCGUGAACUAGCUCUUGGCGAGAUACCGCUUUCCGAGCUCCCAAAGGGUCGCUGGGAUCGAUCAUGGCCGGUGAUCGCUUGCGGCGCCGGAUUGUUUAGCGAUGGCUACAUCAAUGGGGUCAUUGGCGGCGUGAACACGAUGCUUCGACUCAUCUACGGCGAAGCAUAUACGAACAACCACGUUCAGUCCAACGUCUCAUCCAUUGCUUUUGCGGGCACAGUGCUAGGGCACCUUGUUUUUGGAGUCCUGUCCGAUAGAUGGUCGCGCAAGAACUCGUUGCUAAUCUCAACAAUCGUCCUCAUCGUAUUCUCUAUUCUUUGCGCAGGGGCCUACGGAGCUGGUGGUAACAUCCAAGGCAUGUUCGCGGCGCUCCAAGCUUUCCGCUUCUUGAUCGGCAUCGGCAUCGGCGGUGAAUAUCCUGCCGGCAGCGUUGGUGCAGCCGAAUCCACUGGCGAGCUCAAGAAAGGCCAUCGUAACCGCUGGUUCGUGCUCUGCACUGACGCCCAGAUCGACCUUGGUUUCGUCGUUUCUGCCUUCGUUCCGAUGAUCGUUGUCCUUUGCACGGGACAAGACAAUCUACGUACAGCAUGGCGCAUUUGCAUUGGCCUCGGCGCCAUCCCGCCCCUCUCACUGCUCUAUCUCCGCUUCAAGCUCAAAGAACCCGAGCAGUACACCCGCCACAAGAUGACUUCUUAUCCCUGGAAAUUGAUCAUCAAAUUCUACUGGUUCCGCAAUACCGUCAUGUCCGUCAUCUGGUUCGUCUACAACUUCUCCGCAUACAGCUUCGGCAUCUUUGCCUCGUCGUGGCUCGUCUUCAUCCUCCCCAGUGAUGCACCACUAUGGCGCUCCUUCGGGUGGGCCUGCCUCACCAACUUCUUCUGGGUCCCGGGUGCGGUGCUGGGUGCGUUCCUGAGUGAUUGGAUUGGCGCAAAGAACACGUUGGUGCUCGGCGUGACGCUGCAAGGCAUUGUGGGCUUCGCCAUGACGGCCGCGUAUCCGCACUUGAACCAGCCGAGCCGGGUCGGUGGUUUCGUGGUCAUAUACGGCAUCUUUGCCGCGCUGGGCGAGGUAGGGCCCGGGGCGAAUAUCGGGUUGCUGAGCAGUAAGCUGGCUAGCACUCCCAUUCGAGGGCAUUUCUAUGGAGUGGCAGCGGCGUGGGGAAAGGUCGGAGCGUUCAUCGGGACGUGGCUAUUCCCGCUGAUCAUUGAUGCUGCUGGUGGGGACACCGUCAAGCAAGGCCAGUAUCCCUUCUGGGUGUCCAGUUCGCUAUGCAUUUUCAGUGCAAUUGUUGCAUGGUUUGGACUGCCGAAUGUUGGACAGGACAUGAUUGAGGAGGAGGAUGAACGCUUCAAGAAUUAUUUGCUUAGCGAAGGCUAUGAUGUGUCUAGCCUGGGUACAACUGAGUUCAAGGUGACGCGCGAGAGAACGAUGGAGCAUGGUCGAACUGAGCAUAAUGUUGCUGUGAAGUAA